AUGUUGAAGGGUUCCGGCAUAUUUCUAGGUGAAGAUUUGACACAGUUAAGUAACUACGUCUUGUCAUGUGUAAGAGUUAAAUCACCAGACGAAGUUGAAACAACCUGGACACACAACGGAAAAAUCCUAUAUAAGAAUAAAAUGGGGGAUAUUAUGGAAGUGAGAUUUUGUGACUUCCAGGAUUGGAUUGACAUGAGCUGGCCAUCAAAGGAGUUUCAAACUCCAGACCAACAGGAGGUACAAGAAACAGACGCCCAAACCAUUAAGAAAAAUGUCUGGGGACAUGGGAACUACGUUGCCAGUGUGAUUGCUGCUGUGAAGAAUAAUAACCUCUGCAGCGCCGGGAUAGCCUAUGAUGCUACUAUUGUCGGUCUUAAGAUGGUCACACUAAAUCUGAGCAGGAACGGUUUUUUCCAUUGGACGAAAUCUGAAAUUGUGUCGAGAUCGUUGACCUACAAAUUACAUGAUAUUGAUAUCUUUGUCAAUGCCUGGGCACCACCAUCAGAUUUUGAUCAACUAGACCUUGCUACGAGGAAAGCAAUAGAAGAUGGAGCACAUAAGGGUCGCCGUGGACUGGGCACGAUUCAUGUUGUUCCGGCUGGCUCUUAUGCAAACGUUUUAUCAAACAAUAUUCACACAAUAACUGUAAACGGUGUACCCAGUCUCGGAAAAAGGCGUUCUAAGGUUGUUAUUGAUUCAAGUGUUUUGGUGUCUGGUCUUAGCGAUGGUAACAAUCUUACCUCCUCAUCAAUGGUGACAACGUCGUACGGUAAUAGAUGUGUAAGAACGUUCAAUGGUGUUUCUGCUGCAGUUUCUCAAGUCGCUGGAAUAAUAGCGUUGGGGUUGCAAGCAAAUCCGAAUCUCAAACUUCGAGAUGUGCAAUAUUUGUUGAUACUGGCAUCGGAGCAUGAGCAGAUUGCUACAAGAGCAGAGUUCAAGAAAAAUGGAGCAUCUAAAUCUUUCAAUAAAUACUUCGGAUUUGGUCUUCUAAAUGCAGAUAGAUUUGUCAACUUGUCACAAAAACACACAUCUGUUCCGGAUCUGAUGUCAACGAACUUAACUAGAUACAACAUUAGCAACUCAGGGCUCUGUAUACAGAUAUUUGAAUUUUGCUAUGACUGUAACAUGGAUUCUUCGUGUUUAACAUUUAUCGAACAAGUGACUUUGGCGAUCAGUUUUACAACAUCUGGAUAUGAUCUUACAACAGAACUGAUAUCACCGAGUGGAACGCAGUCAAUAUUAAUGGAUUUGAAAUUUUAUCAUAAUCAGACUUAUUCUACAGUAGCCCAAGAAGGAAAAUUUGUGUCAGUUCAUUUUUGGGGAGAAGAACCAUUUGGGAACUGGCGUGUCAAAGUUCACAGCGUACCCUCUUCUAGUAAGAUUUCAUGCAGUCCUUGUGCAUUUUUAUGA
This is a messenger RNA of Mercenaria mercenaria, 1410 nucleotides long. Its product is annotated as proprotein convertase subtilisin/kexin type 6-like. Gene Ontology annotation, biological process: protein processing. Gene Ontology annotation, cellular component: trans-Golgi network; Golgi membrane. The transcript is spliced from 9 exons. Gene Ontology annotation, molecular function: serine-type endopeptidase activity. The record is from RefSeq and is a predicted model, not a curated record. The coding region runs from base 1 to 1410 and encodes 469 amino acids. Lineage: Eukaryota; Metazoa; Mollusca; Bivalvia; Venerida; Veneridae.